UAAACACCGGUUUGACUUCUCGUGGUUCUUCUUCCCGUAAUAAAGAUCACCAAAUGGCGGACAACGCCGGUGAUAGAGGAGGUUUCCGUGGAGGUUUCGGCGAUAGGGGCCGCGGCAGGGGCCGUGGACGCGGCAGAGGCCGUGGACGCGGACGCGGUGCCCGGGGCGGGAAGUCCGAGGACAAGGAAUGGAUUCCAGUCACCAAGCUGGGCCGCCUGGUUAAGGACAUGAAGAUCAAGUCCCUGGAGGAGAUCUACCUGUACUCUCUGCCCAUCAAAGAGUCUGAGAUCAUUGACUUCUUCCUGGCUUCUGGCCUGAAGGACGAGGUGCUCAAGAUCAUGCCUGUCCAGAAGCAGACCAGGGCUGGUCAGCGCACCAGGUUCAAGGCCUUUGUUGCUAUUGGUGACUACAAUGGCCAUGUUGGUCUGGGUGUGAAGUGCUCCAAAGAGGUGGCCACUGCCAUCCGUGGUGCCAUCAUCCUGGCCAAGCUGUCCAUCGUGCCCGUAAGGAGAGGUUAUUGGGGUAAUAAGAUCGGCAAGCCCCACACCGUGCCCUGCAAGGUGACUGGCCGUUGUGGCUCUGUCCUGGUGCGUCUCAUCCCCGCCCCCCGUGGUACUGGCAUCGUGUCCGCUCCCGUUCCCAAGAAGCUGCUCACGAUGGCUGGUAUCGACGAUUGCUACACCUCAGCCAGGGGCUGCACUGCUACCCUCGGCAACUUCGCCAAGGCCACCUUUGAUGCCAUCUCCAAGACUUACAGCUACCUGACCCCUGAUCUGUGGAAGGAGACCGUCUUCACAAAGUCUCCCUACCAGGAGUUCACUGACCAUCUGGCCAAGACCCACACCAGGGUGUCUGUGCAGAGGGAUAACCCUGACAUGCCUCCUGCCUAAAGUUUUUGUACAGUCGUUGAAUAAAACGUUCUGAAACAACA
Molecule: messenger RNA, 931 nt
Organism: Notothenia coriiceps (black rockcod)
Lineage: Eukaryota; Metazoa; Chordata; Actinopteri; Perciformes; Nototheniidae
Gene: rps2
Product: ribosomal protein S2
Exons: 6
Coding region: 54-890 (278 amino acids)
Biological process (GO): translation
Cellular component (GO): ribosome; cytosolic small ribosomal subunit
Molecular function (GO): RNA binding; structural constituent of ribosome
Source: RefSeq, a predicted model, not a curated record